Messenger RNA from Lodderomyces pseudojiufengensis, 1413 nucleotides. RefSeq names its product Rta3p (gene RTA3). The coding region runs from base 1 to 1413 and encodes 470 amino acids. The transcript has a single exon. Lineage: Eukaryota; Fungi; Ascomycota; Pichiomycetes; Serinales; Debaryomycetaceae. Gene Ontology annotation, cellular component: fungal-type vacuole; plasma membrane. The record is from RefSeq and is a predicted model, not a curated record.
AUGGAAGGACUUGCUUCAAUAACUUCUUGGUCACCAAGUACAACUCCUACAUCAACCACCCUUAGUUCCAUAUCAACAGCAGCUGCUUCAGCUUUAGAAUAUCUGUUAUCACAAGCUUUUCACACAUUAUCAGUAAAAGGAUCUACAAUUAAUAAUGAAGAUUAUGUUUCUGCUUCAAGAGUUAUAAGAGGUGCACAGGCUUCAUUAAGUAUAAUACUGGCAGAAAAUUUAAUUGCAACUGCAACUAAUGAACAAAUAAAAUCUCAAGCAACUGAAAUUAUAUGGAAACUGACUGAAAAUUUAUUAGCAUUAUCAAGAGAUGAAAAUGUUUAUGAUAUUGAUAGAUUAAGUAGACCUGCAAAUAUUAUAUUUCUAGUUGUGUUUGCUAUACAAUUUGCAUUUUAUCUAAUAGUUUGUUAUAAAUCAAGAUAUUGGUGGUUUAAUAUCGCAUUUGUUUGUGGUACAGCAUUAGAAUUCUUGGGAUAUUUAGGAAGAGUUUUAAGUUUUGGAGAUAUGACUGAUUUUAAUUUUUAUUUAUUACAAUUAAUAUCGUUAACCAUUAGUCCAGCAUUCCUCAUGGGUGGUAUAUAUUAUCUUUUUGCUUUAUUAUGUGUUAUUAUGGGAAGACAAUAUAGUUUAUUAAGACCUUUGGUUUAUUCAUAUAUUUUUAUGGCUUGUGAUAUUAUAAGUUUAGUAAUACAAGCUGUAGGAGGAGGUAUUGCUGCAGUAGCUGCUCAAAAUUAUGAAGAUGCUGAUCCAGGAACUGCUGUUAUGACAACAGGUAUUGCAUUUCAAGUAUUUUCAAUGUCUAUAUAUCUUAUUUUAUGGUUUUUAUUUUUAUGGAAUAUUUAUUUCAAAUCUGCGAGAAAUAUAGACGAGAAGUACAGAUUCGCACCAAGUUUCAAAAAUUUCUUUAAAUUAUUGUUUAAUACAAAAGAAGCUCAAAUAUAUAGAGAAAAAUUUUUGGAACCAUCUUAUAAUCCAAAAUAUAAAGAAAUUAGACAAAGAAAAUUAUAUAAUUAUUUUCCAUUAGCUAUUACAUUAUCUGUUAGUUUCAUAUAUGUUAGAUCAAUUUAUAGAAUUGUUGAAUUAGCGGAAGGAUUUGAUGGAUAUUUAAUAACUCAUGAAGUUUAUAUUAUGAUAUUAGAUGCAUUAAUGUGUUUUCUUGCAUGUUUAAUCUUGAUGCCUUUCCAUCCUGUUUUUGCAUUAGGUUCAAAUAAUAUUAUAAGAUUAAAAAAUAUAAAAAAUAAUGAUGAUGAAAAACAAAUUAUUGAAGAACAAAAAUUAAAUGAAAAUAAUGAAAAAUUUGAAAAUGAAAAAGAUAUAAAUGAUGAAACUUUUUGUAAUACUCCCACUCAUUCUGAAGAAAAUAUGUUGAAGAUGAAUAACGCUGGAAAUGUUAUCAAAGAAUGA